Hermetia illucens (black soldier fly) is the source of this 2490-nucleotide messenger RNA. Its product is annotated as peroxidase-like. The transcript is spliced from 9 exons. The coding region runs from base 132 to 2195 and encodes 687 amino acids. The record is from RefSeq and is a predicted model, not a curated record. Lineage: Eukaryota; Metazoa; Arthropoda; Insecta; Diptera; Stratiomyidae. Gene Ontology annotation, molecular function: heme binding; peroxidase activity. Gene Ontology annotation, biological process: response to oxidative stress.
AUUUUUUAGAUGUAUUUUUUUGCGGACAAAUAGAACAGGUAGUGUUCUAGAUAAUGGACUUAGUGAAAAUAAGGAGUUUUCAGAUCCGCAAGGGAGCAACAAACUCAGGGAGAUAGAACUGAAUUGCGUACAUGGCUAAACUCCUAAUUGAAGGGAAAAUUUUCAGCAAUUUAUCUAAGUGUGUUAAGAAAAUUAGACAAUUAGACUACUCGAGUGUGAUUAGAAUUUUCACAGCGCAGCUCGAAGGUAUAUUUAAGUGGCUGCUGGUGGGAAACUUCAUCAUUACGCCCAGAGGCAGUAUGGAGAGUAAGUUAGUGAGCUUUGUUCUAUUCAGUGUAUUGUGGCAGUUGGUGCUGUGCUUAAGCUCCAGCAAUUUUACAAUAGAAAGAAGAUGGUGCGGAACAAAAGAAUUAAAUAUUAGAUGUGUCGAUGUCUCAAAGACAAACUGUCGCAAUGACAAAUAUCGUUCAAUGGAUGGAUCCUGCAAUAAUCUACGCAAUCCAGCGAUCGGAAUGUCUAUUACAGCGUUCAAACGAUUGCUGCCCGCGGACUAUAAUGAUAGAGUCUAUUCAUUGCCACGUUCAGUUAGCGGCAGCAAAUUACCAAGUGCAAGGCUUCUAUCUUACAAAGCAUUUGGUCGACGUACGAUUGGUGAUCCUUACUAUACAAAUCUCAAUCAGCAAUGGGGACAAGUUGUAACACAUGACACAUCGCUUCGAAUGCCGGACGGUUUAGAUGGUGUAAAUCAGCUUGAAGUCAAAACUCAAAAAUGUUGUUCUGCGUACGGUCGCUACGAAAUUCGUAAUUCUUCAACUCCUUGUGCUCCCAUUCCUGUACCCAAUAGUGAUCCAUACUUCAAGAAUUAUGAUUGCAUUGAUUUUGAUCGAUCUGUUACUGAAAAGGAUCAAGGAUGUCGUGGAGCCGGAGGCUCAGUCCCAGCUGAACAACUUAACGGUGUCACACAUUAUCUGGAUUUGAAUCUUAUUUACGGAAACAGUAUUGCAGAAAGUCGACAUGUGAGAGAACUCAGAGGAGGUUUCUUGAAGACCAGUGAUUACAACCAAAAGUGGCCCCCACAAAGCGAUAGACCAGCGUAUAUGUGUCAAUUGGGUAAUCCAGGGGACGUAUGUUACGAGUUUGGCGAUCCACGCGGAAACCAAAAUCUUGGAUUAACAACUCUUUCUAUAAUUUUCUUGCGAGAGCAUAAUCGAAUUGCCCGGGAGUUGGCUGAAAUGAAUAGGCAUUGGGAUGAUGAGACCUUGUUCCAAGAAGCACGUAGAAUUAACAUUGCUCAAUAUCAAUAUAUUACUUACUAUGAAUGGAAUCCCAACUUUUAUGGUUAUGAAAGAAUGAAAAGAUACAAACUUAUUUACGAAACCCGUGGCGGUGAAUAUGUUAACGACUACGAUCAAUGUAUCGAUCCAAGGAGCAUCCAAGAAUUCCAACACGCAACGUUUAGACACUUCCACCACCAAAUUAUGGGAUAUUAUGAAAUGGUUACCGAGUCACGCAGAGUAAAGAAAGAAGCUUUGCGUUUAACCAGAUAUCAAGACAAACCGGGUGUCCUUGAAGAAGAUCUCAAAUUCAAUAAAGUAUUGCGUGGAAUGUGCACUCAACACAUGGGUUUAACUGACAUGAAUGUUGACAUUGAAGCUGCGGAACGGUUUGUCCUUGGUUCAGGUUUACGAGGCAAAGAUUUGAAAGCGUUUGAUAUUCAACGUGGUCGAGAUCAUGGAAUAGCAAGAUAUAAUAACUACAGGGAAUUUUGUGGUUUGAAAAGAGCAAAGAGCUGGGCUGAUUACACAGAUUUCAUUUCAGAAAAGGAUGUUCAACUUUUACGUAAGCUUUAUGAAUCUCACGAGGAUGUCGACUUGCUCGUAGGUGGUGCUAUGGAACGACACGAACCCUAUUCGUUGGUUGGACCUACAUUCUUAUGUAUCAAUCUAAUUCAAUUCCACGAUGUCAGGAAGGGUGACAGAUACUUUUUCGAAAAUGGAAAUCAACCCUACCCCUUCACUCCAGACCAAUUAGCGGAAAUCCGAAAGGCUAGUGCUGCUCGUUUGAUGUGUGAUAAUGCGGACAUUGAGCAAAUGCAACGGUGGGCAUUUGAACAUCCACGUGGAAGGAAUAGUCUGAGGAGAUGUUCAGAAUUACCUAAAGUUGAUUUGCGCAAAUGGAAGGACCGAAAAUAUUAACAGGAUGAGAUCUGAACGACUACCUAAUUCAGGUUACAAUUUAAGUUCUCAAUGUACAUAGACUGUUUGAAAGAAUAAGCGUGGUAAAGUUAGGAAAAAUCACUUUUAAUGCAUUUGUUUUAUUCGAUUUUCUCCUUAUAUAUUUGAGUGUAAAGUAAGAGUAAAAACGGUCUGUUUGAAUUGGUAUGUCGAAUUUACAAUAAAGACUUUUUUAAAGAAAAUUGUUCCGUUUGAACUCUGAAAAUCCUUCUGAUAAUAUGCUGAAUAAAUACACCACCUGAUAUUAGGGUGCAUG